UCUUCUCUUUCAUUUUACUUUUUACCAAUUUAUACACUUCCGGAUAUUUUCUUUCUUUCUUUUUUUGUUUUUGCUCAUUUGUUUAAAUAUAUUUAUUUUAUCCAAUUCAUCAAAUCCAAAAUAUUUUUACUAAAAAUCUUUGACCAAUAAAAACAAAAAAACACACUCAUUUAUUAAUUAUGUAAUCAUUCCCUCUUUAUUUUUCAAUUAAAAAAUUAUUUUGGUAAAAGAAAUGAGUUAUCUGGCAUCCAUUGUUGCCGCUCAAAUGAUGGAAGAUUCUGAUCAAGAAUUUGAGGAUGAAAUGGAAGGGGAGAUAGAAUAUGAGGGAGAGGGGGGUCAAGGAGAGGAGAAUGAAUUAAAUAAAGUGGGGAUGGAAGAGGAAGUAACUGACGAGGAAGAAUAUGAAUAUAUUUAUGAAGAAUAUAGUGAAGAGGAGGAGGGAGAAAUUGAAAAUAAGUUGAAUAUUGUUGAGAAUUGUGAGGAAAAGAAGAUAGUUGUUAACAACAAUUCUACUAUUUUAUCAAGUCGAUCGGCUGUCGAAGAGGCAGUGUUAGAUGAAAGGCUGCGGAGACUAAUCGAAGCCCCCCAAGACGAAUUUGAACGUGAAUCAGCCCUAAACCUUCAAUUAGGCAAUAAUGCUUUUUGGAUACCAGAUAAAGAACAUUCUUUUCGACUUUGUAGAAUAGAUGGAAAUGCUAAUAAAUUGAUUUGUGAACAACAAAUAACAGUUGAAUUAAUUAAUGAAAUGGGGAAUGAAAAGGAAUCAAAAGACUGCGGAGAUGAUUGUAAAAAGGUGAAAAAUAAAUUUAAAAAUUUUGAAGAAAAUUUAAAUUAA
Meloidogyne enterolobii is the source of this 835-nucleotide messenger RNA. Lineage: Eukaryota; Metazoa; Nematoda; Chromadorea; Rhabditida; Meloidogynidae. The record is from the annotation of a GenBank genome assembly.